GGUUCUGAUUGCGAAUCGGAAGGAUCCUUUUUUCAUGGGGAGGAAUUUAUUCUUGGAUUCGCAUUUUGUUCUGUUUUGGUAAACCUGCGAAUUUUAGAUUCGACUGCAGAAUACGUCAUUUUUAUCAGGAGCAGCGAACCAGCGAAGAUCACGUAUAUACAUAAUACAUAAAACUGUGAUGAUCAAGUAACCACGACUACAACGACGACGAAAGAAAGAACUUUGCGAAAAGUUAGACUUUACGCCUUUCCCGUCGUUCGUCACUUAUUUUUCGCUUCGUUCCAUCGUUUCUCCGCAUGUGCGCUCCGUUAAUCAACAUACUAUAAACUUAUGUUCCCUUUUCGAUUCGUUUGAUAAAGGAAUACAAAUUUAGCAAAUUUGGUUGUGUUGGUUCGCCGUUAGCAAAUUCCAGCAGCAUUGUUAAUGCAUAUGAAUCUUGAAUUCAAUUCCAGUCGAUCAGUUGUUCUUCAGUUUUCGUCGGAAUCGGUCGAUUUAUUAUACAAAGAACUUUGCAGCUUUGUGAAACAUAUUUUCGUGGAUAAAACAAUAAACUUUUAAGAAUUGAUGGGCAUUUUUCAAAUGUUCUAAGUGAUCAAAGAAAUAACAAAAAUGAGAUCGUCUGCAGGCCAAAUGGGCCUAAAGACAUUGUUUAAAUUCAAUGAGAUUCGAUUAAUAUCAUGGAUCGUGUUCGGUUUGAUGUUACUCGACGUUAUAAAUGCAAAGGAAUGUAAUAAAGAACCGUGCAAAUGUGAUGGAAUCAAAGGCACUUUGGGUUCACAAGGACCUGCUGGCGUACCUGGGCAAGAAGGCGCCCCUGGUGAAGUUGGAUAUGAUGGACCACCUGGCCGACCCGGUGAAGUCGGAGACUAUGGUGAAAUUGGGUCGCAUGGUGAAAAAGGAUACAGAGGAGAACAAGGGGAGCCCGGAUAUAGAGGAGCACCCGGAAUGCCAGGUUUGCCCGGUGAAGAAGGCCCUCGCGGCCCAUUCGGUAUUGAUGGUUGCAACGGAACUGAUGGUGCUGUUGGUAUCCCUGGAAAUCCAGGUUAUCCGGGACCGCGUGGUUUGCCUGGAGAUGCCGGGAGAGCUGGUCCGAGAGGUGAUCCAGGAGAGGGUGGAAUAAAUUCAAAAGGCACAAAAGGUUUAAGAGGCGAGUCAGGCAAGCCGGGAAUUCCAGGGUACAGAGGAUUUGCUGGUGCCCCAGGUUUAAAGGGUUUCGAGGGCAACAUUGGUCCAUUGGGAUACAAAGGAGAGAUGGGAGAACGGGGUCCACCAGGAGACGACGCAAACUCACAACCGCCACUUCGUAGCAUCGGAAUAAAAGGACCAAAAGGUCCUCGCGGAGACCUGGGCGACAGUGGAUUAAGUGAAACGAAAUGGGAUGUACGACUUGUGCGCCAAGGCGAAAAGGGCGAGAAAGGGUACAAAGGAGAGAUGGGAGACAAUGGCCCACGUGGGAAUUGGGGAUAUUCUGGGGCCAAAGGUGAACGUGGACUGAAAGGAUAUAAAGGCGAAGAAGGGAGCGUCGGAGACCGUGGAAAAGUUGGAAGAGAUGGCACAGAAGGUGCUCCCGGAGAGAAAGGAGCCAAAGGUGCACCUGGUUACGCUGGCCGAGAUGGAUCUGAUGGCGUAAAAGGCGAAGUUGGCGAGGACGGGUAUCCUGGAGUUCCAGGUCUUCAAGGUGCCGCAGGAUUACCAGGUCUUUAUGACCCGAGUUUAGAUGAAAUUUCUGUUGGCCCAAUUGGUCCACAAGGCGAUGUUGGGGAAGUUGGAGACAGAGGAAUUCCCGGUAUCCCAGGGCAUCCAGGCCGACCAGGUCCGAUGGGACUCGCUGGGAGCCCCGGCGAUCCAGGUCUAGACGGACUACCCGGUCGAAAAGGUUUAACCAUACCUGGGCAGCCAGGAGAUCAAGGCGAACCUGGACCAAUGGGACCUAUGGGCCCUGCUGGAAUACCAGGUCCCGUUGGAAGACAAGGAUUGCAAGGAUUCCCAGGACAAAAUAUUCAAGGGCCAAAAGGUGCCUCAGGCAUACCAGGCCGCCCAGGAGUUAUUGGUUUUACAGGAGAUAGAGGUGAACCUGGCCUCACUGGAGAUAAAGGAUUACCGGGAAUCGGAUUCAAUAUAACUGGUCCACCUGGGUACGAUGGACUUCCAGGCCGAAGAGGAUUGGCGGGAUUGCCAGGACUCGAUGGAUUUCCGGGACCGAAAGGAGACAAAGGUUUUCGCGGUGAUGAUUGUGGUUUCUGCCCACCCGGAUAUCCAGGAGACAAAGGAGAGCGAGGAGUAUCAGGUCGACCUGGGUUUAUUGGACCUGCAGGUAUUCGAGGACGAACUGGACCACGAGGUUUGAAAGGAUUCCAGGGUAAACCUGGGCAACAAGGACCGCCAGGACUAAGAGGACCGCCUGGUGCUAAUGGUGAAGCUGGACGAGAUGGACCGAAAGGACAAAAAGGUCUGAUCCUUGAAAUUGGAGAAAGAAUUACACCGGAAAUAGGAGAUAAGGGAGAGUUGGGUUAUCCAGGCUUGCAAGGACAAGAUGGAGAGAUCGGUUUAGUUGGUUUGCCCGGUUAUCCUGGAUUAGAAGGAGCAAAGGGUGAAGCGGGUCUCGAUGGACUUCCAGGAGUUUCUGGACGCGACGGAAUAAAUGGAAGAGACGGACUUGACGGAUUGCCAGGUGAACCAGACAGAACACCAAAACACUAUUUGCAAGGAGACGAAGGUGAAAAGGGAAUCAAAGGAGUGAAAGGAGAGCAGGGUGAGGUUGGCAGAAAAGGGCCUUUGGGCGAUUUACCUGAGUCAUUAAUGGAUUUAACAGGAGCUCACGGCGACUUGGGUGACAAAGGCGAUAGAGGUAUUCAAGGAUUCCGGGGACCAAAGGGAUACCGAGGAUUUCCGGGAAAGCCAGGACCGAAGGGUGAUGUAGGUCAACCGGGUGAAAUAAGAGAAGGCCCAGAAGGAAACAAAGGAUACCGAGGUUUACCGGGUAAUCACGGUCCAAUCGGUGUUAGUGGAUUGCCAGGAAUUGACGGAGAGUCCGGAAUAGAUGGACUUAAAGGAGUGAAAGGGUCUCGUGGUGAACCUGGUAGCGGCCUUUUGAUGGGCGAAUGGGGUGAACAAGGUGUCACCGGUGAUGAUGGAGAAGUAGGUGAUAAAGGUUUCCAAGGACCUGCAGGAUUACGAGGUGCUCCCGGCCCAAGAGGUGUUAAAGGUGAAACCGGAGUUGUUGGACCUCAAGGAAGGCAAGGCUUAGAAGGAAUCAAAGGUCAAAGAGGUGACAUUGUAUACGGUGAUAUGGGUCUACCCGGAGAGCCAGGUCGCGAUGGAGCACCGGCACCGUAUGGAGAAAAAGGCCAUAAAGGAGAUAUCGGCUGGCCAGGACUGCCAGGAGCGCCUGGAAUAAGAGGUGAUGUUGGAGAGCCAGGUAGACCGGGUGAUGAAGGAGACAUCGGAGAGCCAGGAUCGUUUGGACCACCAGGGAUGUUCGGUAUCCGUGGCCCAGAUGGGGAAGAAGGGGACCGCGGAGAAGUUGGGUUCAUUGGAAGGCCCGGCCUAACUGGAAGAAGAGGUGUUCCUGGGUUACAGGGACCGAAGGGUGAAGAUGGCCUACAAGGCCCUACAGGAAGAGACGGAUUCAAUGGUAUUGACGGAAGAAAAGGCCAAAGAGGAGACUACGGUUACUUCGGUGCGGUUGGUCAAAAGGGAGAAGCAUCAUUCAGUGGUGUUAAAGGUGAAAUGGGUCGGCCCGGAUUAACUGGCCCACACGGAUACAAUGGCAGAACCGGCCCAAUGGGCCCAAAAGGAGAAGAGGGUGAUGCAGGUCUAGUAUAUGAUGGAGCAGAAGGAUCGAAAGGAGAAGCUGGUGUACCAGGCCGAUUUGGAUAUGAUGGUUUCCCAGGCUUGAAAGGCGAACAUGGAGACGUUGGAGAAUUCGGCGUAGUAGGCGAAAAAGGAGAUGAAGGCAUGAUCGGUAUGCCGGGUCAUAGAGGUAGAAACGGUUUGAAAGGAUUACCAGGAUUGGCUGGACCGAGAGGUGAGUCCGGUACACCUGGAGCUCAGGGGCCUCAAGGCGAUGAUGGUUUUGCUGGUCGCCCAGGUUUAAAAGGAGAUUUUGGCGAUGUCGGACCACAGGGAGAAGAGGGGGAAAAGGGCGAACAAGGUCCAAGGGGACGUCCAGGAUCAAUUGGAGCUGUUCCUUUCACAUACGUGGCUCCAGGUGAGAAGGGUGAAAGAGGAGAACCGGGCUUCCAAGGUAGUUUUGGAAGAAAAGGUGAAGUAGGAGAACCGGGCUUUGGAGGAAGACACGGGGAAAGAGGUGACUUUGGCUUACAAGGAGAAAUCGGUCUUGAUGGUUUACCAGGUAUAAAGGGCGAACAGGGUGAAAGAGGUUUAAGAGGACUUCGUGGUCCAGCUAGUACGUUUGCUGACCGUGGUGAACCGGGAACUCCGGGGCUUGAUGGAUUACCUGGACGGGAAGGCUUACCAGGAGCUAAAGGAGCACCAGGCGAUUAUGGAGAUGAUGGACUACCAGGUCUUGUUGGUUUCCCGGGCUUAAGUUACCCCGGACAGAAGGGAGAGGCUGGUGAUGUUGGUUAUCAAGGACCCCCUGGACUCAAUGGACUUCCUGGAUUGAAAGGACUAUCUGGAGAAAGAGGUGAACCCGGAUUCAAAGGGGAAAGAGGACCACAAGGUCGCAUGGUUGUUGGACCGAAGGGCCAACAAGGAGAUGCAGGUUUUCCAGGAUUGGAUGGUAUCGACGGAAUUAAUGGGCUGAGAGGUCAACAAGGUGAUAUCGGAUUUCCGGGAAAACCGGGACCAAGAGGCGCAUCUGGCUUGAUCGGUCCACAGGGUGACAUUGGCUGGCAUGGAGUUGAUGGAAGAGAUGGAGAUAAGGGAAUUAAAGGUGAACGCGGAUAUACGUUCCCAUAUGAAUUGGCUCCAAGAGGUGAGCCUGGUUUCGACGGAUUACCCGGUUUAAAAGGUGAACGCGGUGAUGAUGGAUUCACUGGAGCGCCAGGUGAUCAAGGUCUAUCGGGCUUAAGAGGAUUCACAGGUGAAACCGGUCCAGAAGGUCUUGAGGGCGAACCAGGACCAAAAGGAGAGGCCGGUGAACGUGGACCACCAGGAUUGCGAGGAUUAGAUGGAUAUCCGGGAGCAAAGGGAGGUCGAGGUGACGAUGCACCAAUACCACCUCAGCCCAAAUCACGCGGUUUCGUAUUUGCUCGCCAUUCACAAAAAACAGAAAUUCCGCAGUGUCCACCAGGAUCAGAGAAGCUAUGGGAAGGAUAUUCACUUGCAAGUGUGAUCGGAUCGAGUCGUGCCGUUGGUCAAGAUCUUGGAUUGGCCGGUUCUUGUAUGCUUCGAUUCUCAACAAUGCCAUACAUGUUCUGUGAUAUCAAUAACGUGUGUAGCUAUGCAGAAAACAACGAUGACAGCUUGUGGUUGUCCACCGAAGAACCCAUGCUUCCGAUGAUGAAUCCUAUUCCAGCCAACGACAUUCAAAAUUAUAUUUCCAGAUGUUCAGUGUGCGAAACACGAACUCGCAUCAUUGCCGUUCACAGUCAGUCAAUGAAAUUGCCCGACUGUCCGGCCGAUUGGGAAGAAUUGUGGACUGGAUACUCAUAUUUGAUGUCAACAACUGACAACAGCGGUGGAUUUGGUCAAAAUCUAAUAUCACCGGGGUCUUGUCUUGAAGAAUUCCGAACGCAACCAGUUAUCGAAUGCCACGGACAUGGUAAAUGCAACUAUUAUGAUCAGCUCGCCUCAUUUUGGUUGGCUGUGAUCGAAGAAGGUCAACAAUUCAGCAGACCAUCACAACAGACAUUGAAGGCGGACCACACUAAAAUGAUCAGCCGAUGCGCCGUUUGCCGUCGAAUUGAGAGAAGCAAGGAGAGACCACGAUACGAACCACCAACCGUUCAACCACCACCGGAAUUGGUCGCCGCUCCGGAAAGUCGUCGAUUCUUCCCCGAUCGACGCUACCAUUUACCGCAACAACAGCAUUCACAGGCGCCACGACGCAGACAACGGAUUCAUCCACCACAUAAUUACUACCAUCAGUAGAACAACUACAAUCUGAUUGAUUAACAGCAUCGACUAGCGUCGACAGUGUCAAGGAACUUAAUGUUAGUUUAGAGUUUACUGUUCCUUACAACCCAAAUUAAUUACAAUGCUGUUUCAAAUAACUUGUACCAUUCUCGAAAUUUAUUCAUUUUACAUAUUUUUACGAAUAGCAAAACAAGAAGCAACUGAUGAAAAACUGCCAUAAUAAAUAAUAGUUCAAUAGAGUAUAAUGUAUACCAAUUCAAUAGUAGCGCAUUCGUAUGUCUAUACGUUUUUUUAAUAAAUUGAAAAUUAAUAGACUCAUAA
This is a messenger RNA of Sitodiplosis mosellana (orange wheat blossom midge), 6363 nucleotides long. It is a transcript of the gene vkg, whose product is annotated as collagen alpha-5(IV) chain. The record is from RefSeq and is a predicted model, not a curated record. Lineage: Eukaryota; Metazoa; Arthropoda; Insecta; Diptera; Cecidomyiidae. Gene Ontology annotation, cellular component: collagen trimer. The transcript has 53 exons. Bases 610 to 6057 code for a protein of 1815 amino acids. Gene Ontology annotation, molecular function: extracellular matrix structural constituent.